ACAGUCUCUACACACCUUUUUCCAUGGAGUAAUUAAGGCCUGCCCCGGAGUGAGAGAGCACUCCCUGCCCAGCUGUGUAAGGGAGAGCUGACAGCAUUACCACCACUACCACCAUUACCACUAAGCAUGAAGCUCCUGGGGAUUGCCGCCUUCUUCUUAGCUGUACUCUGUGUUUGCACUGUGGGAGAAGAUGGCCUUACAACCCCUACUGUCAGUGCAACUGUUCCUACAUCAGGAUCAAAAUCCGUAACAGAAUCCAUGAAGGCAUCAAUUUCACAAGUAACACCAUCGCAAGCAUCAGUGCCAACAACAACAACUGCAGUUGGAGCUGCAACUGAAUCCAUCACAAACACAUCCAUGUCUUCUUUGCCUAAUGCUACACAAGGUAUAACACAAGGUACAACAACACAAGCAGUGGUAAAAGUGACAACGACAGCAACAGAUGAAAGUUUCAGCACAACAAACACGACACAAGCAAGUGCAACAGAGUUGCCACAAAAUGGGAGUUCAGAUGCUUCAUCUACCAAGGGAACAUCUUUUUCUUCUACAGUCUCUCCAGAAACAAACACUUCUGCUUCUGGAUCCUCAGGCCUUCCCGGGAGCUCUCCAACAGAAUCAACAACUUCUGGCAGUCGUGGAAGCAGUCCUGGAGAAGAUAAUAAAGGGACGGGGAGUGAUGUCCGCUAUUCUAGUAUUAUCUUGCCAAUUGUCAUCACCCUGAUAGUCAUUACCCUCUCUGUCUUCUCACUGGUGGCUUUGUACAAAAUGUGCCAGAAGAAAACUCCAGAGAGACAAGAGAAUGGCGCUGAACAGGCCCAAUCAGACAAAGAUGGAGUCAAACUUCUUUCUGUGAAGACAACUUCUCCUGAGACUGUUUUUGUAGAAGCACGUGAUAUAUAUGAGGUUGGCUUCUCACUGCCCUCUGCCAAUCUAUCUGAGCCCACAACUCCUCCUCCAUCAGGAGAGGUGCCACAAGGCAGGACCACAGAAGAGAACUCAUCUCAGGGGAAGAAUAAAACUCGGCAACUCUUCACAUCUCAGUAAUAAAUACAUGUGAAGCAGCCUGUUUUAUCACAGCGUGCAGGAACAUACCACCAAAAUUGCAGUUCUGUGGGAAAUGUGGACCAGCUGAAGCUUUUUACCAGACAGGACACUUGUGUUAAUGACCAACUCUUGACUUCUCAAGUCCCUUCUGGAAUAUGUAAUUUUUUGAAGGCUUAAUAACUGGUAUAUCAUAUGUAUUUAUUAUUUUCACAUAUAGUAAAAGCAGCGAAACAAGGUUGAUGAGAAUGUAAAAAUCAGGUGGUUUACAUAGUACUUACUAAAAAUGUUUUCUGCACAUACAGGGAGGAAUAUGUCAGCAUACUUUGUUGAAAUUAUAGUAGCAAGGUUUUUUUAAUUGUAUGUAGCAAAAUACAAGCAGGGCCUGACCCUUGAAACAGUACUGGGCAAAUAGCCACUAUGAAAAUUAAUUCAGUGAUUUCCAUGAGACUCCUCACUGUAGCACAUGCUUUGCUUGUCAUAAAUGUUUACAGGGUGGGAUGCCCAGGUGGAAUUCUGAAGUGUGUGUGCUUUUUUCUAGUAAGAGGGGAACAUACCUUGCACUGAGGCUCUUUGAAGUUCUGUAAAUUACUGAAUAUGAUCCUUGUAAUGUAACAGGCAACAUAGUUUAUUUUCACCUGUUCCUUGGCUAAUUGCAUUACGUGUGCUACAAAUAUGACUUCUGUAUAGCCUGGGGCACACAGUGGGAAUCAGCAAGAUAAGCAAUUUUACAGAUGAACCUUCUUCCUUGUGUUCUGAGUAAUGUGUGGGAUUCCUUUAGGUUAUUGAAUAACUCUGGAAGUUUAAGGAGUGUUUCAAGUGCUAAUUACAGACACUCUUAAUUUGUACAGAGCUGACAAUUUCAAAGUAUCAAGUAGUGCUUGUACCUGCAUGUAUCCUACUUUUCUAGAACUAUAAAUGUUUGAAAAUUAUAUUACUGUGAGCAUCUGCUCAGUCUGAAUUCCCCGAUUCUUGUUAGUGUUCCAAGAACUUCCACUGUUUUAUUGGGGAAUGGAAAGAAGACAACUGGUGGCCUAAG
Empidonax traillii (willow flycatcher) is the source of this 2080-nucleotide messenger RNA. It is a transcript of the gene EMCN, whose product is annotated as endomucin. Bases 127 to 1044 code for a protein of 305 amino acids. NCBI's taxonomy places the organism in Eukaryota, Metazoa, Chordata, Aves, Passeriformes, Tyrannidae. The transcript has 13 exons. The record is from RefSeq and is a predicted model, not a curated record.